Messenger RNA from Hypoxylon trugodes, 836 nucleotides. Its product is annotated as NAD(P)-binding protein. NCBI's taxonomy places the organism in Eukaryota, Fungi, Ascomycota, Sordariomycetes, Xylariales, Hypoxylaceae. The coding region runs from base 118 to 600 and encodes 160 amino acids. The transcript is spliced from 3 exons. The record is from RefSeq and is a predicted model, not a curated record.
AAACAUACCACUCCAGUCAGUCAGUCAAUCAAUCAAUCAAUCAGACCAUAUUUCCCCAUUAUAAAUCAUAGAUACAUUAUUCACCUGCCAAUACAAUAUAAUAAUCAAUAAUUCAAAAUGACUACCGAAGCUACUGUGAGGUCUUUCUUCAACUCCCCUCAAUUCGCCGUGGUCGGCGCCAGUACGAACCCCGCCAAAUUCGGUCAUAAGGUCUUCACCUGGUACCACGCGCACUCCCUCCCAGUAACCCCCAUCAACCCAGCCAGCGCCAACAUCGAAACACCCUUCGGCACGCAUCCCACAAUCAAAUCUCUCGCUGACCUCCCGGACCCAACACACACCUCACUCUCCGUCAUCACGCCCGCCCCAGUAACCCUAAACGUACUCAAGGAGGCUAAGAAACUCGGUAUCCCCGCUGUCUGGCUUCAACCCGGUACCUGGGACGACGCCGUGAUCGCAUACGCGCGCGGCAAAGCGGAAGGCGAGGAGGAAGCCGGGUACGAGGGUGCUGUGGUUGCUGGUGAUGGUGGUAGUGGCCAUGGCGGUUGGUGCGUGCUUGUCGAUGGCGAGAGGGGCCUCAAGGCGGCGGGAAAACUGUGAAAGCAUGGCGUGGGACAGCUUGUGGGACAAGUGUGUGUGCUGAUGUGAGGGCGGUUACAUGUGAUUUGAAUGGGAUGAGGGUUUUGUGAUAGAUUUCAAUUUUAAUUAUUGAUACAAGACUACCCGAACAGUGCUAUGAGCUGCGAAUGAUAGGGGUGAGUUUACUUGCUGUGAAGUACCUAUAUCACCGGUAGGAAAUCACCGUGGGCGCUGGGCUAGCGAUCGAAUACACUAGA